ACGAGAGGCCUGCCUUUCCUUCCAUUCAGCGUCUGGGGACGUGAUCACAGGGUAAACACCCAUCCUGGUUAUCUUAUUGCCCUUGGUGUUCAUCUACAUAGUCGAUCCGAACUAGAAGAGGAAGUCGGCCCCGUUCCUAUUUACCUCACGAGUUCCGCGAGUCCUGGUUUGUAAGCAUGCUUAUGUAGGUUGAUGUGAGUCCGAGAUGAAGGAAGGAUGAGCUACGAGGAAAGAAAUAGAUCAGAAGCCAUUCAAGGGAACACUUCAACCUGGUCUCGACGGUCUCAUCUUGGAUCCAGACGAGCCGGUGUGGCCAGUGGGGAAAGAGGACCGCUGUUGGGAAUGAGAUCGAGCGAGUAUGACCCCAUUCACCCCCCGACCACAUAUCAAGUCUGUCUCCAGCAAUACUCCAAAUUUCGCACGUCGAUCCUCGUUCUCGCUGCGUUGGCGCUACUGACAUUGCUGGUACUGGUGACGGUCUUGGCCACGAAGUCACCCGGAAAGGCGACCGAUAAUCCCAUCCAGACCCUUCUUCUUCUACCAUCUCAACCUCUUCCAGGUCCGGACGCAGGUGAUGAGAAGCCGGUGCCAGACGUGGACGAGGGAUCCCUAGCAAACGCAUUGGAUUAUGGAGAUAGAGCGAAAAAAGACCUGGAAACCCUUGAAGACACUCUUGCAUCAAAAGGCCUCGUCUUGGAUAAGGAUACGGCUGCCGGGGAACAUGUGACGUUCCUAGGAACAAGAAACAAGUCGAUGGAGAUGGCCAAGCAAGGUUAUGCUCUCCUCAAGGCCACCCUCAAAGUCGCUUCCGAUUUGGGCUUGAAUAAUAGUGGGAGCAAGGAUCUGGCAUGGGAAAAGUUGCCAGACCUUCGUCCGAUCGCCGUCUGUGAUGACAUAUUCGUCCCUCGAUGCAAUGCCAGCUACCUCUAUCGCUCCAUAAACGGAUCUUGCAAUAAUUUGGAUUUUCCCGAUUUGGGUUCCUCUUUCACGCCGUACAGGCGCGUCCUUCGACCCGACUACUCCGACGGUGUGGACGGUCCGAGGAAGUCGACGACGGGAGACGAAUUGCCGAGUCCGAGGCAGAUCAGCAUGAUCUUGCAUCCGAACGUAGAUCGACCUUCCAAGAACAUUUCCCUGCUCUUCGUGCUUUGGGGUCAAUUCCUGGAUCACGACAUCACCGGCGCUGCCCUCACCGUCGGUAAGAACGGGAGUGGAAUCACGUGUUGCUCUCCAGAAGUGAGAAACGAUUCUUCUCUGAGACACCCUGCAUGCUUCCCCAUCCAAGUCCUGCAGGACGAUACCUUCUACGUCCAAAACAACGUCUCGUGCCUCGAGUUCGUUCGAAAUGCCCCCGCUCCAUCCUGUCGCCUCGGUCCUCGGCAGCAGUUCAAUCAGCAGACGGCUUUCAUCGAUGGCUCUAUGAUCUACGGGGCGUCAGAGGAAGAGAAUAGAUCCAUUCGAUCGUUUGAGAAAGGUGAAAUGUCUACGGGGAACUCCAGCGAGUCGGGGCCUCUUCUGCCGCCGUCUUUAUCCCCCGACGACGGAUGCAACGUGCCAGACGAAAUGGCCCAGAAUCGCUACUGCUUCAAAGCCGGUGACCCUCGAGUGAACCAGAUGACCCAUUUGACGGCGAUGCAUACGGUAUGGCUGAGGCAGCACAAUCGGGUGGCUCAGCAGCUCUCUCUCGUCAACCCUCAUUGGGACGAUGAAAAACUCUUCCAAGAAACGAGGAGGAUCAUCGGGGCUCAGCUUCAACAUAUCACCUAUCAAGAAUUCCUCCCUCUUCUCUUCGGGAAGGAAGCAUACGAUCGGAUGGAGCUUAGACCCCUGGAACAGGGUUACUACGAGGGUUACAAUACAAGUGUGGAUCCGACGAUAGGGAACAGCUUCGCGGCUGCUGCCUACAGAUUCGGCCAUUCCCUCAUCCAGGGUCUGGUCCAGAUGGUGGGGCCGAAGCAAAGGGGCCAAACGGUGAGAUUCAUCCAGCUUCAUGAGCUUUACUUCAAUCCAUUCCCAUUAUACGAGAAAGAAGGAGUGGGUUCUCUCUUUCGAGGACAUUCGACCAUGCCCAGCCAGGAGUCCGAUCGAUUCUACACCGAUCAGGUGACGAAUAAAUUGUUCCAACCGCGGAAUUCCACUCACGGGUUGGACCUAGUGACCAUAAAUAUUCAGAGGGGACGAGAUCACGGAAUCCCGUCUUAUAUCCAAUUCCGACAGAAGUGUGGACUGAAAACCCCAAAACAAUUCUGGGAGAUGUACAACAUCGUGGAACCCGAGGCAAUGCAGAUCUUCCAGAGGUUAUACAGGAACGUGGAUGACAUAGAUUUGUACAGCGGAGGGAUUUUGGAAGUGAAAGGGAAUGGGAGCUUGGUCGGACCCACUUUUGCUUGUCUUCUGGCCGACCAGUUCAUUCGUCUCAAGCAAGGGGAUCGAUUCUUCUAUGAAAACGGACCACAGCACAACCCUUACCCUUUCACCCAAGAACAACUGACGGAGAUAAAGAAGACUACGUUUUCCCGGAUCCUGUGCGACAAUGCAGACUCCUUAGAAGAAGUGCCACUCGAGAGUUUGAUGAUGGGAGGGGCGGGGUUUUCUUGCGGAGAUCCGAGGAUCCCCAGUCCCGAUUGGAGUCGUUGGCAAGAUCCUCUGCGUUCUUCUCUGGAUCUCCUCCAGCUCCCCACAUUCAAUGCCACUGAUUUCCUUCGUUCCUAG
This is a messenger RNA of Darwinula stevensoni, 2712 nucleotides long. The record is from the annotation of a GenBank genome assembly. NCBI's taxonomy places the organism in Eukaryota, Metazoa, Arthropoda, Ostracoda, Podocopida, Darwinulidae.